Penaeus indicus is the source of this 3481-nucleotide messenger RNA. It is a transcript of the gene GLS, whose product is annotated as glutaminase kidney isoform, mitochondrial-like. The record is from RefSeq and is a predicted model, not a curated record. Gene Ontology annotation, molecular function: glutaminase activity; protein binding. Gene Ontology annotation, biological process: L-glutamine catabolic process. NCBI's taxonomy places the organism in Eukaryota, Metazoa, Arthropoda, Malacostraca, Decapoda, Penaeidae. Bases 412 to 2598 code for a protein of 728 amino acids. The transcript has 17 exons.
CUUCUGGGUGUUUAUAGUCGAGAGUUCCUUCUCAUUAUCACCGGAAGCCUUGGAUUGUGAAAUUUCGUUUUAUGUAAUCAGUUUUGAUUUUGCCUAGCUUUCCACUGGGUCACAUCUAGGAGUGUUCAUAGCAGAAGUUCGACAGAAAUGAGGAGAGACGAAAGUUCUGUUUAGGCCGACAAGAAAAUUUCAGUGCGUUUUCUUUCUUUUGGUUGUGUUUUAGGGAUAACUGCAGAAAAUUAUCUAUAACAGUGAACGGCGAGGAAAUAUAAUUUAAGACACUGCUCUGGCUGAUUUGUGAUAAAUACAAAACAUAAUUUAAUAUUGCAGUGCCGGGAUAUCGUUGAAAAUAUAACAGACAGUGAACCAGUGAGCAGAUUUUCAACCAAGCAGACACCACCUUCCUCCUGCAUGGCGGCACAGACCCCCACCACGUGGAUUACGUCUCUCGUGUUCCCUUCGCUGGAGGUGAUGAAGACCCCACAGCCUCACGUAGGACCCCCACACCUCCCUCUGGCCAACGGACUCGUCAACGGCGCCCUCAGGCACGAGAGCCAGGAGAACGGCUUGCCCAACGGCCUCCUGAACGGACACGAUCCUAAUCUGCAAAAUAACGAAGUCGGGGAUCCGGCGAGAAGCAUCCCGUUUUCUUUCCCGCCUAUGGUACCCGUUGUAACUACGCCCACCAUCGAGCCAACAACCCUAGCCCUCCGCCCCGAAGACUCAAAGAACCUGGAGAACUGCAUGAUAAAGCAUGACCCGGCGCAUGGACAAGACCGCAAGAACCUCCUCAAGGAAGACUACAGCGCCGACUCGAACAGAGCCACUGAAUCGAGGCGGAUGCGGUACCUCAGCCAGAGCGUAGACACACACGAGUACCUUUUUGGCGUUCCAGAGCCCUUGGAAGCCAUGAUGGAAGUGAGGGAGAAAGGAGAGGAUGAAGAGAUGGAACUCAUGAGUAAGAAGUUGGGAGAUAUGUCGACCCUGGUUCGCGAACAUCUGGUUCAUGUGGAGAACCGGUUAUUUGAGAUGUUCGGUGACAAGGAGAACCAGACCAUUAACAUCAACAAGUUCUUGAUGGGCCUGACAGCCACGGGACUAAGGCAUUCCGACCAACGGCUGGCGGAGAUGAGGAAGAAUCUCAGGAAAGUCCAAGAAAGGGUCGCAGCAUCCGAUCCCCAAGCACUCAUCGUCAAUUAUGAGACGUUUAUGAGCAUCAUAUCGGAAAAUCUUGAGAUUGUCGUGAAGGCAUUUUCCUCUUCCUUCGUCAUCCCGGAUUUUCGCGGAUUCUGCCAUCACAUCGACGAAAUCUACAACAACUGCAAAGGCAACACUGAUGGCAAGAUCGCUUCCUACAUCCCCCAACUGGAGCGGAUGAGAGCCGAUAACUGGGCGGUGUCAGUCUGCACGGUGGACGGUCAGCGGUACUCACUGGGGGAUGUCAACACUCCUUUCACGCUCCAGUCUUGUAGCUACGUAAUGACGUACGCGAUGGCGGUGGGAGAGCUGGGCGCCCAAGCUGUGCAUUCGCGUGUUGGCAUGGAGCCGUCUGGCCGCUACUUCAAUGAGCUUUGCCUGGAUUUCAAUCACAAACCUCACAACCCAAUGAUCAACGCCGGCGCCAUCAUGACAGCCGCUCUCCUGAAGCCUGAACUGUCAGCCGCAGAUCGCUUUGACUAUGUAUUCCACAUGUACAAGCGCCUGGCCGGGGGAGAGUACCUCGGUUUCAACAACGGCGUCUUCCUGAGCGAGAGGGAGUGCGCUGACAGGAACUUCGCCCUCGCCUACUUCAUGAGGGAGAACAAGUGCUUCCCUCCAAACACGAAGCUCCACGAAACCCUCGAUUUUUACUUCCAGCUGUGUUCGCUGGAGAUCACGGCGGAGGCAGGAGCGGUCAUGGCGGCGACACUGGCCAACGGCGGCAUCAAUCCUCUGACCGGUGACCCCGUGUUGACCGUGGAAGCUGUGAGAAAUACCCUGACCUUGAUGCACUCCUGUGGCAUGUACAAUUACUCGGGGCAGUUCGCGUUCAAGGUUGGACUCCCUUCCAAAUCUGGUGUGUCAGGCUGUGUGCUUCUGGUCGUCCCCAACACCAUGGGCAUUUGCCUUUGGUCGCCGCCCCUCGACUCGAACGGAAACUCCUGCCGCGGCGUUCAGUUCUGCAUGGAACUCGUCUCGAGAUUCACCUUUCACAACUUCGACAACCUCCGCAACCACAUCACGACCAAGACGGACCCCCGCAUGGCCAGAGCGGAGUCCCGGGCGCAGAUCCUCUUCGACCUCCUCUUCUCUGCUGCUGCUGGUGAUCUGUCUGCUCUCAGGAGACACUCGCUCUCGGGCACGAAUAUGGAGGCGAAGGACUACGACGGACGAACAGCUCUCCACGUGGCGACUUCCGAGGGCCACAUCGAGAUCGUCGAGUACCUCCUCAAGAACUGCCAGGUCAACCCAUUGCCCAAGGAUCGCUGGAACCGAACUCCCCUCGACGACGCCCGGUGCUUCGGCUACCCUCGCUGCGGUGAACUCAUCGUGGACAUGUGCAAGAAAAAGGGAAUCGAAAUACCUCCUCCUGUGGCAGACGAUCCUAUGAAAGAGUAGAGAGAACCGCGCUUGGGUUGCUCUUUAUAAUUUCGACUUCCCCCCCUUUUUUAGUAAGUGAUUUCCGUGCUGAAGAAGCGAAAAAGACACACGGGGUGCGUGCGUGGUCGUAAGGGUCGAAGGUGCGAAUAAGAGGAGUCCGGAUUUGGGAUUCGAAGCUUCGAUUCGCCGCCAAGGUUCGGAGUCGCUGUGUUGGAUGACGGAUUAUAUAUAUUGUUUUUUUUUUACAUAUAUAUAAGUUUGAAAGUUUAGAUAUAUUGAUUUAGAUUGUUGUUAGAUCUAUUUUUAUAAGAUAUUGCCUUUUUGUAAGAGCACUUGUUUCUUUUGUGCUCACAACUGUUGUCCCCUAACGUGAAUGAAGACAUACAUAUAUGUAAAAGAUAUAUAUGUAUAUAUAUAUAUAUAUAUAUAUAUAUAUAUAUAUAUAUAUAUCCCUCCUUCAGUGUUGACAUUUUAUAAUAAUAUAUCCUCUGCUAUAAGAGGGACCAAAGUACAAGUAUGAUAAAUUAUUUUAGAACGCUAAACAUGCUUUGGGAUAUUAUGGUGCUUUUAGGAAAUUUAUUAUCCCUUAUGUCAUGUAAGCGCCUUAUGGCAGAGUGGAAGUUUCUUUUAUCUUUUUUUAGCCAUGAUGCAGACCUUCCUACGAGUAAAUUCCCUUCAUUCUACUAUAAUUAGCAUAAUUAUAAUUAGUUUUAUUGUAACCCACGUAGCCUGUUUAUCAAUCAAUUUGUAGCAAUAUACCAAUAUAAUUAAUUCCCGAAUAUUGUUAUAAGUCAAUAUUUCUUUGUAUAUGUUAUCAUAUCCUUCCAUGUUAUUCCAUUAUACGAUGUCGAUUCCCACUGCAUUCAGUGGAUCACAAGAAAUAUAUAAUAAAACGUAUAAA